Molecule: messenger RNA, 3558 nt
Organism: Notodromas monacha
Lineage: Eukaryota; Metazoa; Arthropoda; Ostracoda; Podocopida; Cyprididae
Source: the annotation of a GenBank genome assembly
GAAUACUUUUUCCGAGUUACGAGGACGACGCAGCAUUUUGUACGCCACGUCGUACUCUCGUACAUUCUGUUGUUGUGCCGACUCGAGCGGCACCUGGUUUUCCUGACUUGCGAUUGCAAUUCCGUGGGUUCGUUGGACAAUUUCUGCGACCAGAGGACAGGGGAGUGCAAGUGUAGGGAUCACAAGUAUGGUCGACAGUGUGACCUUUGCCAGCCGGGUCAUUGGAACUUCCCCAUCUGCGAACCCUGCGAUUGCAACGGACACGCGGACACUUGCGAUUCCAUCACGGGUCAUUGCCAAAAUUGUGCGGAUUUCACGGCGGGCAGUCAUUGCGAAACGUGUUUGGACGGUUACUACGGGGACCCGGUCAUGCUCGGGAGGAACAUCCCGUGUCGCCCGUGUCCGUGUCCUGAAAUCAAGGCAUCGGGUCAUUCCUUCGCAGACCGCUGUUAUUUGUCACCCACCACCAACGACGUCAUUUGUGACUGUCGAAUCGGGUAUACCGGGGCGAGAUGCGACAAGUGCGCGGAUAAUUAUUUCGGAACCCCGUCGACCCGAGGGAUGGAAUGCCGGUCGUGUAAUUGUUCGGGGAAUGUGGAUCUGACCCAACCGGGUAACUGCGACACAACUUCCGGGGAAUGCCUGAGAUGCCUGUUCAACACGGAGGGCUUUCAUUGUCACGAAUGUCGUCCUGGAACCUUUGGAGAUGCCCUUCGCCAGGAGUGCAUUUGCGACACCUGUCUGACAGCCUGCAACUGCUUUUUCCUGGGCACGGAAGGUCAAACGAGUGUCUGCGACCGGGUGUCGGGUCAGUGCCCGUGUUUGCCCAACGUCGUCGGCCUGGAUUGCGGACGUUGCAAGGAGAAUCAUUGGAAAAUCGCGUCCGGGGUCGGAUGCGAACCCUGCGACUGCGACCCCGCGGGCUCGUACACUCAGCAAUGCAACGAAUUCGACGGCACUUGCGACUGCAAACCGGGCUUCGGGGGUCGGCAGUGUGACGAAUGUCUGCCCGACCAUUGGGGCGACCCCGCCAAGGAGUGCUUUCCUUGCGAAUGCAACCCGAUCGGAAUGAACUCGACCCAGUGUGCCCGUGAUGACGGGAAAUGUUUUUGCAAAGCCGGGAUCGGUGGGGACAAGUGCGAUCGUUGUGCCCGCGGGUUCGUCGGCAACUUCCCCAACUGCGAACCCUGCAUUGAGUGUUUCAAGAACUGGGAUGACAUCAUCACGGAUUUGCGAGAGCAAACGGAAGAUAUUGUACAAGCAGCAGCGGACAUAAAGGAGUCAGGAGCAACAGGAGCGUAUCCCCAGCAGUUUGAGGAGAUGGAGGCCAAGUUAAAUCGCGUUGCGGCCAUGUUGGAAAACGCUACUUUGUCAAACAAAGAGCUAGAAAGUCUCAAGACUCGCGUGGAGAUUCUUAGGUACGCCGGGAUCGGUGGGGACAAGUGCGAUCGUUGUGCCCGCGGGUUCGUCGGCAACUUCCCCAACUGCGAACCCUGCAUUGAGUGUUUCAAGAACUGGGAUGACAUCAUCACGGAUUUGCGAGAGCAAACGGAAGAUAUUGUACAAGCAGCAGCGGACAUAAAGGAGUCAGGAGCAACAGGAGCGUAUCCCCAGCAGUUUGAGGAGAUGGAGGCUAAGUUGAAUCGCGUUGCGGCCAUGUUGGAAAACGCUACUUUGUCAAACAAAGAGCUAGAAAGUCUCAAGACUCGCGUGGAGAUUCUUAGAACAAACUUGACAGAAAUCGGGAGAGAACGGGACAAAGUGGACGCGGACCUUUUCAACACGACGCAGCGCAUUUUCGAGGCCGGCGUGGAACUCACGCGACUCAAGGACGGCGCCAAGAGACUCGAGGACAAAGCCAAUGCUCUCAAAACGGACGCCACUCAGUUGCAAGAGGCCAACGUGGAAGGCGCCCUGGAGAAAACGGCGCCGCACGCUGCAGCGAUUGGAAGCACCAUGACUGGGAACCAAGGAGACAAUGAACAGACUAUUGAACGGAUCGAUCGGAAGUUGGGUGAAAUUGAGAAGGAAAUCCCCGACAUCAACGAUCAGGUUUGCGAUCGUCGUGGAGAACCUUGCGAUGGCCUGUGUGGCGGCGGCGGAUGCGGACGAUGCGGCGGACUGUCGUGUAAAGAAGGAUCCGUUGAGCUGGCCAAGUCGGCGCUCAACUUGGCCGAGGAGGCCAAGAAGUUGUUGACUGAUCGCAGGGCUGCCAACGAGGACCAGCUUCGGAAGGUCACUCAGUCGAAAGUGGAAGCAGACAAGGCCUUGAACCUGACAGAACACGCCCUGGAAGCAGCCACGGUGGCGAGGAAUCGUUCGUCAAAGGCCAACGAAGACAUGAAGGCGCUGACGGAUCGGAUCAACGAGUUCCUCAAUGCGAAAGGAGCGACACCUGCGGAGAUCCGAACCCUGGCGGAGGAAGUGCGCAGCAAGUCCAUCAGUCUCCAGCCGCAGCAGAUCCAGAAGCUGGCGGCGGAAAUCAACGCGACCAUUCAGGCCCUCACCAACAUUGAUGACAUCAUCAAUGCCACUGCUGAUGACUUGAACACUGCCAACAUGCUCAAGAAACGGGCUGACACUGCCAAAGAACAAGCUGGAAAAGUCUGGGACUCGGUUCAAGCUGUUUUGGAGGCCCUGAAAGAAGCUGAAGGUGCUCAAAAACGGGCCAAGGCUGCCCGCGAAAAUGCUGACCAGAAAGUCGACCAAGCCAAUGGUUUCUUAUCUCAGACGAAGACGGAGAUGAGUAGAACCCAAGAUGACACUGCAGCGCAGAUGAAGAAAGUCAAAGAGCUCAAGGACCGGUUGAAGUACGUCACCAGGGACAUUGUGGACAUUGAGACAGACAUGGAUUCUGCUGCUCGGGAAGCUGAUGAAGCUAAAAACACUGCGAGUGAAGCAGCGGGGGAAGCGGAAAUUCUGGAGCGGAAGUACGACGAGGUGAAGCGAGAGUUUGACGAAACGGACAAGGACAGUCAGCAAGUGCGGGAUCGGGCCAGGAGCCUGCAAGAAAGCGUCCUCCGACUCGAGAAGAACGUGACUGAAAAGGCGGAAGAAGUCACGAGACUGCAAACAGAGUAUGUCAAGUAUGAAGAGCAACUCGGAGACAUGGGGGCCAGACUCAGCCGCCUGGAACAAGAAAUGGACGGAUAUUUGAAGAACAUUGAAGAGCGAAAUCAGCAUUAUCGCAAUUGCUGAGAGAGGGGGACUCUUUUUUUUGUUAUUAUUAUUUUUUUUUACGAUCCUAUUUUAAUUUUCAGUAUUUUUGGUUUUCUGUGCUAGUGGUGUAAGUCAGUUGUUUUUCUUGUUUCUGAGAAAAUAUGGAAUCUAUGCAUGGUACUGUGCUUCUGUCAAAAAUGAAACCUAGUCAUAUCCAGAAAAAAAGAACUAUUGCAAUAUUCAAAGCUAAAAUUUUACGCAGUCUUCUGGAAGGCACCUUCAGAUUCAAAAAUGGGUAUAGGCAAAUAUUAGUUAAUUUUCCAUUUGGUAAAUGUAACCUGUUAGUAGAAUUUUCAGGCCUCUCCAGUAAAUUGAAAGUAUUUUUCUGUGCUUGUUAGG